ACCCAACACUCAGGCAUUGCAGUCAUAACCAACAGCUCUGUGAUACAUCUCCCUCUUCCAGCUUUCCAGGGAUGAAUUCAGCCAUCUACACAGAGGUGUCUAAUGCCACUGGAGAUGCUCUUGAGGACCCAGACUGACCCUGCAGGUCUCCAGUGCUGUACCUCCCAACGCCAUGCAGAUGUCUUAGAUACCCUAGGACUUCUCAAAUGAGUGGAGAUGCCUAUGUUUGGGGAAACAGGUCAAGCUCCUAGCUUUGUCUUUUGCCAUUUGCAUUUCCCCAGCCGUAUGAAACUUCAGCUCCAUUCACAGUUGGUCUGGCUGUUGAAUUAGUGAUGGUGCAAGUGGAGGCAUACGUUGGACAGAGUGCCCAUCGCUAAACUAAACAGGCCAUCUUCUAGUCCUGAGGCCAGCUGCUGGAGCAUCUUGUGGUUGAGGAACAUUUUCCCCAGGGCUGAGCACAUCGUUGCAUCUCUCCAGAGAGCAACUGUAGCGUAUGGGCUGUGCUGUUCUGUAACCUGCCUCCUCGAGUGCCAGCUGUGCUGUGCAUCGUGUCCACAGGGGUUUGACAGAGGUGAGAGAAGGUGUCUUCACCGUGGUUUGCUGGGGCUGCUUUCUUUUGUGUGGCAACAUCUGCAAGAUGGUUUUGCCUGCUGAGUCUUGCGGUAUGUGAGGUUUUGAGGGGCAAUGUUGUGUAGGAGGUAGGGAGUACAAUGGAUCUUCCAUGGCCUUUUUGUGAAAGAGAUUUGGGACAAUCAUGUUAAAGGAUCAACUUCAUGAGCGACAGCAGGAACGAAGGGAGGUGUGGUGGUGCCCGCUCCUUAAAGGCCUUUCAGCAGGGAGGUGUGUCCAGAGGAGAUAAGUUUAAGACCUGCCUCCACUGGGACAUGGGAUGGCACAGAGUGUCUCCUACUGUGCAAGUAGGACUCAAAGGAGUUUGGCAUCUGAUGUAAAAAGUGCGAUUGCAGCUAAAGGCAAACUGUGAAAGGCAAUGUGCUCUGAGUGUCUAAUUUUGAUCAGAUGACUCAAACCCUUUCUUUUUAGCAGGACAACAUGAAUGCGAUUUUUUUGCUUUACUGCUGCAGGAAGAGCCAGAAAAGAGUGAAAGCCAAUGUUUUGAAAACCCUUUCUUGUUAACCUCUUCCCCUUUCAUUUCUGUGUGCACAGAGAGGAAGAGGGAAGGGAGUGCUCCUUGGCCCAUGGAAAAGGCAACCUUUAAAACAAAAAGCUUGCCAACUAAGCUGCUUCACUUCCACUUUGACUUUUCAAAUUAGCAUCCUGGGGAUGCUUAUGUUCUCUGAGCCUCUGGUUUUAUUUCUAGUAGAAAGUACAUAGAAACUAGUGACCCUUUCACACUCUUGCCCUACAAGAUGACCGCAUCUCCUUUGUCUGAGGAAAAGAAGAUCUGAGAAGCCUUUUGCUAGUAGGAAUACAUUAAAGAUAGUUCUCAAAAAUGCAGCAGAGAGAAAGCUCAGCCACUUCUUCUAGAGUGAAUCCAUGUCCAUCAGAGCUCCUGCUACACCUGAGAUGACUCACUGGAGAGCAUUUUGGAUAUAUCUGAAUUCUGCAGAGCUUCAGGAGGCCUCUGAGAUUUGGGCUUCACACCUGUCAAAUGCACUGCUUCUGGUGCCCAACACCUGGGGUCUCACCAGGGAGGACGGACUGCCAGCAGGUUGCAAAGCAUGGCCAGGGAGCUGCCUACUGAAUAUCUCCUCUUUCCCAUUCUGCAGCCAGGCAAGGACAGUCCUUCCCCCAAGGAUGGGGGUGCAACAUGAGCCGGAUCCAAAACUCUGUUGAAGACAGAGUUAAUGAUGUUGAUGGAGGACAGCUUAGAAAGGACAUUCCAGAAAUAAACUCAGAAACAGGAAUGAAGCUUUUUGAGGGUGAUAUUAUCUUACCGCUGGAGAGGAAUGCUCUGAGAAACAACUCCUACAGAUGGAAUUUCCCCAUCCCCUAUAUCCUAGCUGACAGCCUGGAUCUGAAUGCUAAAGGUGUUAUCCUGCAGGCGUUUGACAUGUUCAGGCUGAAGUCUUGUGUUGAUUUCAAGCCCUAUGAAGGGGAACAGACUUACCUGAAGUUUGAGAAGCUGGAUGGGUGCUGGUCUCAUGUGGGGGACCUGCAGAGUGGCCAGACAGUGUCUAUAGGAGAGAGAUGUGACUAUAAAGCCAUAGUGGAACAUGAGGUCCUGCAUGCCCUGGGAUUUUACCAUGAGCAAUCCAGGACAGAUCGCGAUGACUAUGUUCAGAUAUGGUGGGAUGAAAUUAUUGAAGGUUUUGCAUAUGCCUUUGACAAACACAAUGAUAGUUUCCUUGAUGACCUCAAUACCCCAUAUGAUUAUGAGUCAGUCCUGCACUAUGGACCAUAUUCUUUCAACAUCAAUAGCAGCAUUCCUUCUAUUACAACAAAAAUUCCUAAAUUUAAUGAGAUCAUUGGGCAGAGGCUGGAUUUAAGCAGGAUUGACUUACUGAGGCUGAAUCGCAUGUACAACUGCACUUCAAGCCUCACCUUCCUGGACCAGUGCUCCUUUGAAUUCCUCAGUAUCUGUGGGAUGGUGCAAAGCAGACAAGACGGUGCUAACUGGGAACACACAUUGGGCAGACCAGGAGAAGAAGACCAUACUUUGGUGGGAAGCUGUGCAGGUAGAGGAUAUUUCAUGCACUUAGAUACAAAAACUGGACAUGCUGGUCAGUCAGCUCUUCUGGAAUCUCGCAUCCUUUAUCCAAGGAAGAAGGAAAAAUGCCUUCAGUUUUUCUACAGGUUAAAUGGAAAUCCACAGGAUAAGCUAGUUAUCUGGAUUAAGAAAGAUGAUGGAACUGGAAAUGUUAGACAGAUGGAAAAGCUGCACACUAUUACAGCUGAUGGAGAACAUCACUGGAAAUUGGCCAGCAUUCCCUUUGGUGUCCAAACCAAAUUCCGGUAUGGGUUUCAGGGCAUCAGAGGAGAUCCAGCCCAGUCUGCUGGGGGGAUAGCCAUCGAUGACACCAGCCUGACAGAGACGAACUGCCCCACCAAUGUCUGGCACAUCAGAAACUUCACAUCUCUUUUUAACAGUACUUCAAAAGGCGAUUAUAUCAUAAGCCCCGUAUUUUACAGCUCGGAAGGCUAUGCCUUUGCUUUACAGCUGUAUCCUCACGGAAGAAAUUCAUCAUCCUACGUGAAUUACAUGGGGAUUACUUUCCAUCUCUGCAGUAGUCCAAAUGAUGGCCUUCUGGAAUGGCCGGCCGGGCACAGACAAGUUGUCUUGUCUGUUUUGGAUCAAGACCCUGAUGUAAUCCACAGGAUGUCCCUCAGCCUUAGCUUCACUACGGACCCAAACCAGCUAGUAUAUGGCAGAAAUGACACCCUGCAGUGGGACAAGCCAUCUAUCACUGGAAAUUUUUCUUCUUUCUGCAACUGCUACAUGAGCCCAGGUGUUGGCUGGAAUACGUUCCUGACCCACAGGGAGCUGCACUGGAAAAAAUUCCUUAAAAAUGACAGUCUUUUCAUCUUUGCUGAUUUUGAAGAUCUCACCCCUCUGAUUACAUCUGAAGUCCCAGUCCAUCCUUGAAGUGCCCGGAACUUCUUGACUACAAGUGCAGUCAUCUAUGACAGAUAAAAUAUAUUUCUUCACUUAAGAAACUGUAUUCUGUGGUUUCUGUAUUUUAAGAAUUUGAACUAGGCUUCCCUGUUCAUUUUAAGAGACUAUAUUCCUAGACUUUUCAAAGAUUAUUUUGGCCCAAGCAAUGAAGGGCUUCUCUUAGUUAUAUCAUCUUUUUUCUUCGCAUGUUCUGUUCUUUUUGUUUAUCUUUGCUGAUGGCAAUGCUUACUUCCCAGCUCUUGUCUCUGAAAUCUCGGUGUCCAGCUUUCCCAAGCCAGAAGCACCGGUGCUUGACGUCCAAGACUUCCAGGACUUCCCUUUACUCCCUAUGGCCAUUACCACUUCUUCAAGCCCAGCUUUUGAUAACAGUCACUCCCAAGUAUUCAGCUUGUUAUGUCACUGCUAAAAAGAAUAGCAUGCUUCCUUACCUUCAUCUGCAUCUGGACCCAAUUCAACAUUACUGAGAAGUUUUCGUGAAAACAGAAUGGGAAUUUGUUUGGAUCUUAUGGUGGGUUGACCCUGACUGGUCACCAGGUGCCUUCCAAGAUUCUCUGUUGCUUCCCCUCCAUCCACAAGAUGGGGAAAAAAAUAUGAUGACAAGCUUGGUAAUG
Molecule: messenger RNA, 4185 nt
Organism: Falco peregrinus (peregrine falcon)
Lineage: Eukaryota; Metazoa; Chordata; Aves; Falconiformes; Falconidae
Product: meprin A subunit alpha-like
Exons: 14
Coding region: 1769-3544 (591 amino acids)
Biological process (GO): proteolysis
Cellular component (GO): membrane
Molecular function (GO): protein binding; zinc ion binding; metalloendopeptidase activity
Source: RefSeq, a predicted model, not a curated record